AUGGAUCUUAAGGGCAAAAGUGCUCUGGUUACUGGAGGUUCAGGUGCCAUUGGGAAAGCAAUUUGUGAAGAAUUGCUCAAGAAUGGCAUUAAGAAUCUCGGCUUAAUUGAUCUUCAACCAGGAGAAUCAACAGUGAAUGACUGGAAAUCACGUUUUCCCUCCGUUUUCAUCACUUUCUAUCGCGCUGACGUGACUUUGCAGGAAGAUCUUGAGCUGUGCUUCAAGAAAUUCACCGAGGAAAUCCAGAAUUUGGAUAUUGUCGUGAAUUGCGCGGGAAUUUUGAAUGAGAGUGAAUUCAAGAAAGUCAUUGAAGUGAAUCUAAUUGCUGUUAUCAGAUCAACUCUCUUGGCCAUUGACUGCAUGAGAGUUGACUCGAAGUGUGGCAAAGGAGGAGUUGUUCUUAACAUCGUUUCUGAUGCAGGAUUCAAGAUCUUUCGAGCCACUCCAUCUUAUGGAGCUUCAAAGCACGGACUUCUGGCUUACACUCGAAGUGUAGCUCUGGAAGGCAAAGAUUUGGGCAUGAGAUUCAUCUCUCUCUGUCCAGCGCAAACGAAAUCCGAACUCUACGAUGGGAUCUUCAGCCCUGGACGACACUUUAUGCCCAGCAAAUGGAAUAUCGAAGAGGAGAAAGCUUCGAAUGUCGCUCAAGAGCCGGCGGAAGUGGGAAAGGCGGCGGCGGAAGUGAUCCGUAGCGGCGAGAACGGAAGUGUUUGGGUUGUAAAGCAGGGAAAGCUGAGUGAAGUCACGAUUCCUGCGGUUGAAUUCUGAAUAAACUCACCACAUGCAGCAUUCACUGGUGUUUGUGAUGGCGAGCAAAACGGCUGAUUCCUCUGGUCGACUGUGUUGAGCA
Phlebotomus argentipes is the source of this 850-nucleotide messenger RNA. RefSeq names its product 15-hydroxyprostaglandin dehydrogenase [NAD(+)]-like. Lineage: Eukaryota; Metazoa; Arthropoda; Insecta; Diptera; Psychodidae. The coding region runs from base 1 to 768 and encodes 255 amino acids. Gene Ontology annotation, cellular component: cytoplasm. The record is from RefSeq and is a predicted model, not a curated record. Gene Ontology annotation, molecular function: oxidoreductase activity, acting on the CH-OH group of donors, NAD or NADP as acceptor. The transcript has a single exon.